Messenger RNA from Miscanthus lutarioriparius, 2415 nucleotides. NCBI's taxonomy places the organism in Eukaryota, Viridiplantae, Streptophyta, Magnoliopsida, Poales, Poaceae. The record is from the annotation of a GenBank genome assembly.
AUGGAAACAGAGGUCAUCGAUGCAAUAGACGUUUACCAAGCCAGAGAGCAGAUACUUGAUUAUAUAAUUCUGCGCCACAGAGAGCAAAAAGUCAUCUAUUUUCCUGGUUGGAGUCAGAGUGGCUUUGGUGCGGCCCCGGUCCUCAGAUCCAUAGCACAAGAACUUCGAUUGAUCAAAGAUAAGAAAACUCCUGCAGAACUAUGCUUUGAUAGGAUAAUUUACAUAGACUGCUCUGCAUGGGAAAGUAGAAGGGUGAUGCAGAGAAAAAUAGCAGAGGAGUUAGAACUUGACCUUGAAACAAUGGCCAUAUUUGACAAGCAGGACGAGGAAGACGACUUCAGUGGUAAGGACCAUGGCUCUAGGGAUAUGUUACGCAGAGUUUCAGCGGUAAUUGACCAAACUGUGGGUCUCAGAAAAAUUAUGAUGAUUUUUCUUAAUGGAAGUGAUGAUGAGGUGGACGUGAGCAGGUUGGGUAUUAAUCCUGAAUACCGUGACCACACGAUAUUAUGGACAUUCAAUAGACGGUCUUUGACCAUGCAUGACCACCAUCGUGAGAUAGCAGACAAGCUAAGAUACACUGACAUUUAUCUAAGUAUGUAUGCGGAUGUCAACUUCUUUUCAAGUUCACUCCAAUUUGCAUUGCUGCGUGAAGAGGCCGCUAACAUAGUGGCUCGCCAUCCAUGGAUGCCAAGCAUCGACAUAACAAUGGUAACUGAGUGUUGCCUGUAUGAGUUAUUCAUGCAAUAUAGUUUUCACAGAGCCACUGGAUUUGAUUGGGCAUCUCAUGCUCCCAACUACUGGGUGUGCGAUGGCAUCAUUAAAGGGGGCCUAACAAGGGAGAUUAGUAGUACAUUGCAUCAGGAAAUACAUUGGGAGAUCGAUGCUGCCAGAAUAAUGUUUCGUAGCCUGAUGAAAGAUCCCAAGGCUCCCUAUUUUAUAGUCGAAGACCCCGAGGCUCCAUUUUUUAUAGCCGAAGACGACAUGCCCUUGUUAAUAAAGAGGCCUUAUCCUUGGAUUUCUGUCACCUCAAAGAAUCUGAUAAUACAUGAGGAUACCAACAAAGCUAUAUUGGAAAGGGUAUCUUCUUUGUUCAUAGCACUUGGAAAGCCUGAUGACCCGCAAGGCUUACCAGAUGGUUUUCUUAAACACUGCAGCAAUCUUGGAGCGCUAAUUCUCUGUCGUUGUGCCUUCAGCUUUGUAUCACCACCUUUCCUCUGGUGCCACGAGUUGAGAUUCCUCGGGUUGGAUCACUGCACACAUGACAACACAAGUGAAGGAGAGAACAAUGCAAAGUGGACAUGGCUACAAAACCUAUGGGUGCUUGACCUACGUUACACCGAAUGGGAUGAUAUCUUAUCUCAAGAAAAAAUUGAUAACAUGGACAAGCUUAGGGAGCUGAAUAUUGAGGGAUUCAUGUGUUGGCAGUUGGCAGCUAGAUUACAUGGAAAAUUGCUUUACCUCCAAAGACUUCGAAUAAUCAAACCUAUGCACAAGGCAGAUACAUCAACUGACAGCAGCGGCUUAUUUGUGGACAAGACAGAGCUGGAGAUACUAGAUUUGUCUGGAAACAGAGACAUGAAAAACCUAUCAAUAAGCUCAUCAACAGCAAGGAGCCUCCAGAUGCUUAUUCUUGAUGGUUGUGAUGUGCUAGAAAAUGUUGUUGUGCCCGACGGGCUUCCCUCUUCCCUAAGGUCGUUUAGCUUUGAUGGAUAUGGACCGGCAACCCGCUGGACAUCAUCUUUUAAGCCGCCUCCAAAAAUUUCAGAGCAGAAGCAUAAUUCUGAUGCAGAUACAAGUGAUGUCAAGACCUCCAAGAUAUCCCUGCAAGGCUGCACACAGUUGGAGAAUUUGUUUGUACGCGGGCUGCCUAAUCUUGAGGAGCUAGAUCUUUCUGGAAGCGCAAUCAAGGUACUUGACUUUGGAACUAUGGUGGUAAAUGUCCCGGGGCUCAAGCGGCUCAUACUGCUGGGUUGUGAGCACCUCCGUGCCAUAAAGUGGGGCACCGCUGAUUCAGUGCGACAACUGAAGUUGCUAUGUGUGGACGCACGACCAUGGAGGGCGCAUGGAUUUUGUCAGUCAUGCCCUGUCAAGCAUAAAUCUUUCAUAUUGCAGUUGCAUGCUACUCUUGCAGAUGCGAGGUUCUCAAGGUCCUUGUGUGCUCUGUUUGCUCUGUGGUGUGGCUAUAGAUAUGAAAUAGUUCAUAAUGAUAUUUAUUUUAAUAUCCAUGUCACCUCUUCAUCUGGGUCUAGUGGGGGUGUUCAACUUGAAACCACCGGCGAGGAGAUGAUUGAACCCAGCAGUCAGCAACAUCAAGUUCAAGUGACCAUACAUGUAUAUGUUAGCAACCCGGGGGAAGGACACCGGAAGGGAAGAGAAGAAUCGAAAGAACAGCAGAUGACGGAAAGAGUAGCUUAG